AUGGCACCAACAUCUACCACAAUGGCACCAACAACCACGACGGCUGCGCCAACAACCAUGACAGCCGCUCCAACAACAACCACAGAAGCAAGCGUCAACAACAACAGCGGCCCCGACAACCACAAUGGACGCUCCAUCAACCACGACAACUGCUCCAACAACUACCGCAGCGGCGCCGACAACCACGACGAAGCGUCAACAACCACAGAAGCGUCAACAACAACAGCGGCGCCGACAACCUCAACGGACGCUCCAUCAACCACGACAACUGCUCCUACAACUACCACAAUGGCGCCAACAACCACGACAGCCGCUCCAACAACAACCACAGAAGCAUCAACAACAACAGCGGUGGCAACAACCACAACGGAUGCUCCAUCAACCACAACAACUGCUCCAACAACUACCACAAUCGCCGCUCCAUCAACCACGACUCCAACAUCCACAGAAGCGCCAACAACAACAGUCACACCGACAACUACAACGACCUCUCCAACAACCACGACGGUGGCUCCAACAACCACAACAACCGCUCCAACAACCACAACAGCCGUGCGAACAACCACGACGACUGCACCAACAACCACGACAGUCGCUCCAACAACUACCACAACAGCGCCAACAACCACAACAGCUGCUCCAAUCACCACGACAGCAGGGGCAACAACCACUACAGCCACUCCAACAACCACUGUGGUGCCAACAACCACGACGUCUGCACCAACAACAACAGCCACUCCAACAACAACCACAGCGGCGCCGACAACAAUCACGACGGUCGCUCCAACAACCACAACAACCACUCCAACAUCCACAGAAGCGCCAACAACAACAUCAUCGGCACCAACAACCACAACCGCCGCUCCAUCAACCACGACAACUGGUCCAACAACAACCACAGAAGCGCCAACAACC
Molecule: messenger RNA, 915 nt
Organism: Periophthalmus magnuspinnatus
Lineage: Eukaryota; Metazoa; Chordata; Actinopteri; Gobiiformes; Gobiidae
Product: mucin-5AC-like
Exons: 3
Source: RefSeq, a predicted model, not a curated record